Molecule: messenger RNA, 501 nt
Organism: Oppiella nova
Lineage: Eukaryota; Metazoa; Arthropoda; Arachnida; Sarcoptiformes; Oppiidae
Source: the annotation of a GenBank genome assembly
GAGGGACAGGUAUUCCUAUUGGCCGCUAAAAUACCUCACUCUCCGCAGCGAUUCACAAAUACUAUCGGCCUUGUCAUCGAAAGGGAAAGACUACGAGAGGAAUGGGAUGCUCUGCGAUACCUGGUUGAGGGCACGACUGAUAUCCUAUACGAGCGGUGGUUCUAUUGCCAAGACUUGGGCUCACAAUUAGUGCCAAUCAUUCAAGAAUUUCAAUCGACAGAGGAAUAUAAAACUGGAAAACCAUCCGAAAAUUCAAUUCUAAGACCCGCUCCAUAUUCUGAUGAUAAAACACAAGAACUUAUGACACCUUUUAGUUUAAAUGAAUGGUUGGAAACGAAUGCAAAAGAGAUCGAUAAACUUGGAUCGAAACCCUUGUUUAGUAAUAAACUAAAGUCUGAAGUGACUGUUUUCGGUGGAAACACAAGCCAUCAAAUAAGUUCACACUUUGAAACAUUUCUCUUACAAGUGGCUACAAAUAGAGGGCAACAGCAGUAUCGUAUA